Messenger RNA from Etheostoma spectabile (orangethroat darter), 2391 nucleotides. RefSeq names its product capping actin protein of muscle Z-line subunit alpha 1b (gene capza1b). Gene Ontology annotation, molecular function: actin filament binding. The transcript has 10 exons. Gene Ontology annotation, biological process: actin cytoskeleton organization; barbed-end actin filament capping. Bases 231 to 1091 code for a protein of 286 amino acids. Lineage: Eukaryota; Metazoa; Chordata; Actinopteri; Perciformes; Percidae. The record is from RefSeq and is a predicted model, not a curated record. Gene Ontology annotation, cellular component: cortical cytoskeleton; F-actin capping protein complex.
CCCCAAAAAGGAAGAAGAAGUUAAUGUUUUUUUCGUCGAUGUAUUAAAAGGUUCAUUUAGUUUGUGACAUUCUCUGUCGAGGCACAAUAAUAGUAAUACAAACAUUUUACUAAACAUAUUUUGAAAUACUUUAUGGCUACUAAUAGUCAUUCAAUUUCUUAUACGUGAACGACAACCACCGCACUGCUUCUGUCAGUCAGCUGGGGUAGGUGGGGUCACAAAGAGCCAAGAUGGCUGACUUUGAGGAGCCGCUGUCAGAUGAAGAGAAGGUCCGCAUAGCGGCCAACUUUGUCACUCAUGCACCCCCGGGAGAGUUCAAUGAGGUCUUCAAUGAUGUACGACUUCUUCUUAACAAUGACAACCUCCUCAGGGAGGGGGCAUCACACUCCUUUGCCCAGUACAACAUGGAUCAGUUUACUCCUGCCAAACUAGAGGGCUACGAGGAGCCGGUCCUGAUCACAGAGCAUGGUGACUUGGGUCAGGGACGUUUCCUGGACCCCCGCAACCGCUUGGCGUUCCGCUUCGAUCACCUAAGAAAAGAGGUGAGCGACGUGCAGCCAUAUGAAGGAGAGACGGCCCUGAAAAGCUGGAGAGAUGCCUGUGAUACUUCCCUUAGUGCCUACGUCAAAGAGCACUACCCUACUGGAGUCUGCACGGUAUAUGGCAAAACAGUUGAUGGUCAGCAAACGAUCAUAGCCUGCAUCGAGGGACAUCAGUUUCAACCCAAAAACUUCUGGAAUGGUCGCUGUAGGUCAGAGUGGAAGCUAACCAUUGGUCAGUCCACUGCUCAGGUGGUAGGAGUGUUGAAAAUCCAGGUGCAUUAUUAUGAAGAUGGGAACGUGCAGCUGGUUAGCCAUAAGGAGGUAGAGGAAUCAAUACCAGUGACUAAUGAAAGUCAGACAGCCAAGGAAUUUGUUGACAUUAUAGAGAAUGCCGAAAAUGACUACCAGACUGCAAUCAGUGAGAACUACCAGACCAUGUCUGACACCACCUUUAAGGCCCUGCGUCGCCAGCUGCCUGUCACACGCACUAAGAUCGACUGGAAUAAGAUCCUCAGUUACAAAAUUGGCAAGGAAAUGCAGAAUGCCUAGUCGAAGGUCAGGCACUUACCGUGGAGAUGCACGCUCCACUAGGCCCACAACCCGCCUAAACAUGCGCAAGGACUAACCAAAGCAAAACUAUACAGUGUGGGGCAAGGAAUAAUUGAAAAAAAAACACACAAAAAAAAAGUAUAACUGAAGAUUUGCAGACUAUUAGGCACAGAUUUCCGUCUGCUGUUGGGAAGCUGUGGUUAUGGAGAUGAUCGUGGUUGGAGAAACUGGUUACUUCCGGGUGUGUGUUAUGAAAAAGUUGUGUUGGGUCAGCGUGCAAGGCUGUGCUCAGGACUGCUACAUUAAAGAAGUUAAUCUUCCUUCGGCUGUAUAAGUAAUCACAGAACUCCCGAGAUUCAGGUGUCAAAAGUUACAAUAUUUUACCUUAGUCAAACUGAUGGAGAACUUUGAUUAUGUCACAAGAGAGAUUUCAGCACAUGGAAAGAACCAGCACCACACAAGGCAGCUGAUGAGAGAAAUGAAGCACACAUCACUUAUCAGGGUUUGAUUUUGGACAGGGAAAUACAGAUUUUGUGAAAGUUUUUUGGUUGUCAUGUAUGUUGGAAUCUGCAUCAGUAAAAUCUGGCAACAUAGAAACAACUACCUGCUAUUAACAUCUGGGAGUGGCAUAGUCCUCAGCAUAGCUCUGUCCCUGCACUGUUGACCUGUAUGUGUGUCGGUGUCUGUCAGGGCUGAGAGAGUGUUCACUUGUUUCCUGCUGUGCUCCGCUGAUGUAUGUCUCCAUCCAUGCAAGCAAUGAUGACAGAAUUAAGAUAAAUCAACUUCUAGGCUGUUGCAUCAAUAAUGCACUCUCUGUUCUGUUACUUUGGCAACACCAGCUUUAUUGCUGUACAGCUUUUUCUUUGUGAAAGAAAAAUACUCAUUAACCAAGAUUUAUUUGCCAAAAUCUCUUUCCUAUGGUAAAGAACUCCAUCAUCCCACCCAUGUAUGCAAAUUUCUAUUUUAAUAUGCUGGUUUAUGUUGGAGUCUUAGGACAUUGCACUGAACUAUUCUUAAGUGUAACAAACGGUGUAAUGGUCAAUGCUAAGUGAACGCAAGGCAGUUGUCAUGCACUGUAAGGCAAGAUUAUAUACUGUAUACUAUACAUGAUUUCUGUAAGGCCAUAUCGUACUGUGUGUUACAUAAUGUCUACAUAGGCUGACUCUGGAUCAGUUACUUGUUAGCUAUACAAUGUUCUGUAUUCAACCCUCACACUAUGCUACAAUUGUGUGCCGAUCAGUUAUAAAGUUCAAGACUGUACUGCCCCAUUCUGUUGUACAAAUAAAUGGACUGAACAUCU